CUUACCACAAUCUUCCCCGUCGUUUUUGCUGCGGUUCGAAGAAACAACAAAAACAUCGUACCUCGUCUGCUACGGAAAAGUGUAAUCCGCCCGUUUGCCGUGAUGUCGACGGACAACAACAAGUCGCCGUUGCUGGAGCGUGCCCGUAACAUAGUGCCUCACCUCGAAACGGACCGCCACAAGGGCCAGGCCGGCCGGAUCGGCAUCGUGGGCGGUUCGCUCGAGUACACCGGAGCACCGUACUUUGCCGCAAUCAGUGCGCUGAAAGUGGGCGCGGAUUUGGUGCAUGUGUUCUGCCCGGAGGCGGCCGCGCAGGUGAUCAAAUCGUACAGUCCGGAGCUGAUAGUACAUCCUCUGCUCGAUUCCAAUAACGCCAUCAUUCAGAUCGAACCGUGGCUCGAGCGGCUGCACGUCCUGGUGAUUGGACCGGGUCUUGGGCGGAACCGUCAGGUUCUGCAGACGGUGGCAGAGUUGAUUAAAAUCUGCCGGCAGCUACAGAAGCCGCUCAUUAUCGACGCGGAUGGGUUGUUUCUGAUAACGCAAGACAUCAGCCUGGUGAAGGAUUACUACGGCGUUAUUCUCACACCGAACGCGAUCGAGUUUUGCCGGCUGUUCGGCAAGGAUCGGGACCAGAUCAUGAUAUCACUAGGAAAGCUUGGCGAUGGCGUGACUGUGAUUGAGAAAGGACUUAACGAUCGGAUCUACGAUUCGCUCACGCUGGAGAAGUAUGAGUGCCCGCAGGGAGGCUCCGGUCGGCGCUGCGGUGGCCAGGGUGAUCUACUGGCCGGAUCGUUGGCCACGUUCUACUAUUGGGCGCUCGAGUCGAAACAGGAGAUCAGCCCGACGAUGGUAGCCUGCUUUGCUGCCAGCACGCUCACGAAGACGUGCAACAAGUACGCGUUCAAGCUGAAGGGCCGCAGCAUGACGUGUAGCGACAUGAUUGACCAGAUACAUCCCGUAUUUGACGAUCUGUUCGAGCAUAAGAAGGAUUAGGGCUGACCGUGCCAGAGUAGCCAUCGAUCGCAGCCGAGGAUGGCGCUCGCCUUCCGUUACCUCACAUCGGCACAUUCUAUUUUGCAUCUCGUCGUCAUUAUCGUCAGUGUCUUGAUAGUCAGUGUACCUCUUCAGUACUUCCGUACUCGCUCUUGGUCGGCCUGACGUCUUCCAAACGUUCGAACGGACCACAUUCCGUGUGCCUCGGGAAGGAACCACAAUCGCAAUGCAACGAACCUAGACGACGGGGCAGAACGAACGAACUGGCAGGUCUAUGCCUAGCAACGAAACCAUGGCCAUCGCUAGCAUCUACGGAUCCUUCGAUGUCCUGCUGUAAAAGCUACUCGGUAGUGGGUAUAACAAGGAUAGUGGAAUUUUAUCGUGAUUAUGGUCAGGGACCUGUACCGUACAGGUUAGGAAAGGUGAGGGACUAAGGGGAAAUAUUUUUAUUGAAAGUAAGUGUGUUGUACUCAAUCUAAUACUUCGUAAAAUCAUUCGUUUGCCACCUCACAUUCUGGGGGGAAUAGAACAAGUGGUCGGCUGCCAGCCAGCAUGAAAUUAACAUUCUAGCACGUCAUUUUUCGUUUUGACACAAAACUCUGUACAAAAGGCAUUGUUGAAAGGAUCGUCAGCAGCACUGAUAGAAACGGAAAGUUAUAUUUAUUUCGAGGAAAGCAUGUAAUGUAAUGCCAAAGAUACAUAUUGUAAUUCCACAUGUGUUAUUUAUUGUCUCUGCUCCGAUGCACAGUUCUUUCUCGACAGUGCAUAAUGGCCACUUUUGAGUAAAUAUUUGGAUAAAAUUAUUUUUCAAUUGUUUCAUAUUGCGAGAUAAUUGUUUUGUGUGAAAGUUAUACUCAAAAGAGUAAUUACAGUCAAUCCCCAUAUUCUAUUUUAAAAUAUUUAGAAAAGUAUAACUUUUACAUCAAAACCCUUAUUUUUCUUUUAAAGACAAAUAAAAUAACUUUUCUAAACAGA
Molecule: messenger RNA, 1968 nt
Organism: Anopheles coustani
Lineage: Eukaryota; Metazoa; Arthropoda; Insecta; Diptera; Culicidae
Gene: Naxd
Product: ATP-dependent (S)-NAD(P)H-hydrate dehydratase
Exons: 1
Coding region: 103-993 (296 amino acids)
Biological process (GO): metabolite repair
Molecular function (GO): ATP-dependent NAD(P)H-hydrate dehydratase activity
Source: RefSeq, a predicted model, not a curated record